CCCACGCCCACGCCUAUCUGACCUACGCCCACCCUCUUUCGCCCUCUCCCCAUCGCCAUUACCCACCACCGACUGAUCCGGCAAACGGUGUGAUCUGCAAGAGUCCAGUCCUCCCUCCCUCACUUUAGGUCCAUUCUGCCUCUCCUCUCCUCCCCGCUUCUCUCACAUCUCCCUCCCCCUCCCCUUCCUCCAUCCGUCACACUACUACCCUAUGCCUUCCCUAGGGUUCCUCAAGAAAAAGCGGACCAGAGAGGGUAACUCUGAUCCAGCCUCAAAUCCAACCAGUCCUGUCACGCCAACUUCCAGAUCAAAGUCCAUCUCCAAGGCUUUUGGCUCAUCGCUACUACCUCGAACCUCGAGGAACUCGACCUCGGUGCCAGCUGCCCAGACCAACCCUAGCGCCCAGCAGCAGCAGCAACAGCAGCCGCAACACCAACCCCAACAACAGCCUGACGCCCAGGCAGGCACCGCGCCUCAGUCCAAUCCGCCUUCUGCUCCGGCGCAGCAGACGGCGGCAGUCAGCGACGCCGAGCGACAGCAGACGAUGAACUCGGUCAACGUUCAGCAGCCCCCGUACGUCACGGGCAAUGCGAUGCACCACGACCAACAGAACCUACCAAGCAUCAAUAACCUCAUCAAUCCGCCUCAGCAACAUCAACACGAUGCCCAGGGCAACUCCUAUGCCAAUAACGGCCAGCCCAAUUCGCAAUACCUAUCAACUAUAGAAAAUCGAUCCGCGCAGACGGUCAGCCCCGGCACCGAUCCCGCAGUCCUUCAGCAACAACAGCAGCAGGCCAUGCCUCAGCCGACGAUGCAACCGCAACAGCACGAAUACCAGCAGCAAGCUCAGCCCCAACAGCAGCAGCAGCAGCAACAACAGGCGCAACCGCAACAGCACCAGGCGAACCAUCAGCAGCAGCCCAGCAACGGAUCACAGAUGCGCGUCACCAAGGGCAAGUACUCGUUGGGUGAUUUCGAUAUCUUGAGGACACUUGGAACUGGUAGCUUCGGCCGAGUCCAUCUGGUCCAAUCGAAGCACAACCAACGUUUCUACGCAGUCAAGGUGCUCAAGAAGGCCCAAGUAGUCAAGAUGAAGCAGGUCGAGCACACCAACGACGAGCGACGAAUGCUGGCAGAUGUCAAGCAUCCCUUCCUUAUCACUCUGUGGGGCACGUUCCAAGACACCAAGAACCUGUACAUGGUGAUGGAUUUUGUUGAAGGAGGCGAGCUCUUUUCGCUCCUCAGGAAGUCGGGGCGUUUCCCGAACCCAGUUGCCAAGUUUUACGCCGCCGAGGUGACGCUAGCGUUGGAGUACCUGCACUCCAAGAACGUCAUCUACCGAGACCUGAAACCAGAAAAUCUGCUCCUGGACCGACACGGCCACCUCAAGAUUACAGAUUUUGGCUUUGCGAAGCGAGUGCCCGACAAGACAUGGACGCUGUGUGGCACGCCCGACUACCUGGCCCCCGAAGUCGUCUCUAACAAGGGAUACAACAAGUCUGUGGAUUGGUGGUCAUUGGGCAUCUUGAUAUAUGAAAUGCUCUGCGGAUACACACCCUUCUGGGACAGUGGAUCUCCGAUGAAGAUCUACGAAAACAUUCUCAAGGGCAAGGUCAAGUACCCAGCGUACGUCAAUGCAGACGCCCAGAAUCUCCUAGAGCGCCUGAUCACGGCCGAUUUGACAAAGCGAUUGGGCAACCUUUACGGUGGACCUGCGGAUGUGAAGAAUCACCCCUGGUUUGCCGAAGUUACUUGGGAUCGCCUGGCUAGAAAGGAUAUCGAUGCGCCAUACACGCCGCCAGUCAAGGCUGGUGCGGGUGACGCUAGUCAGUUUGACCGAUACCCUGAAGACCCAGAGAAAUACGGCCAGACAGGAGGAUCGGAUGAAUUUGGACACCUCUUUACGGAGUUUUAAGGAUGUGCUUGCUGGAGUAUAUGGAUGGGUUCUUGUAUGACUACGUUCCUGGGUUGGGGAUGGGCCUUGCGGAUAGUGAGGUGAAAAGGGUGAGGAUGUCUAUGAAGGUUGUGUUGGAAACACGAAAGAGUUGGACUACCGGGGGUGACGACUGUGCGAUUGGAGACAACAUGUCUAUUGCCUAUUCAAGUAGGAUACAGAAACAGCAUUAACAAGUAUCAAUGCAUCCCUAGUUGCUACCU
Messenger RNA from Fusarium vanettenii 77-13-4, 2157 nucleotides. RefSeq lists its product as uncharacterized. The record is from RefSeq and is a predicted model, not a curated record. Lineage: Eukaryota; Fungi; Ascomycota; Sordariomycetes; Hypocreales; Nectriaceae. Gene Ontology annotation, biological process: peptidyl-serine phosphorylation. The transcript has 4 exons. Gene Ontology annotation, molecular function: ATP binding; cAMP-dependent protein kinase activity. Gene Ontology annotation, cellular component: cAMP-dependent protein kinase complex; nucleus. Bases 212 to 1915 code for a protein of 567 amino acids.